Messenger RNA from Habropoda laboriosa, 1804 nucleotides. It is a transcript of the gene Rap1, whose product is annotated as ras-like protein 3. NCBI's taxonomy places the organism in Eukaryota, Metazoa, Arthropoda, Insecta, Hymenoptera, Apidae. The record is from RefSeq and is a predicted model, not a curated record. Gene Ontology annotation, molecular function: GTPase activity; GTP binding; GDP binding. The transcript is spliced from 5 exons. The coding region runs from base 857 to 1411 and encodes 184 amino acids. Gene Ontology annotation, cellular component: plasma membrane. Gene Ontology annotation, biological process: negative regulation of synaptic vesicle exocytosis; Rap protein signal transduction; cellular response to cAMP.
UCGCCCUAGAUAACGGUAGAAUCGUGGGCUGGUGUCGUGCUGCUUUUCGCGAAAGUGCUGAAAACCGAGAUCGAACGUACCGAAAAGCAUACGCGAGGAAAGAGAAAAAGCUUCGUUCCGAUCGAAGUUGUUUUACGUUGGUGUGUGAACAGCCGCCUCGAGCCAGUGAGUAUCAGGCUCUCUUCGUGGCGACCGAAGGAGGACCGUGCCCCGAGGAGCUUUGGUGCACCCGCGCCGCGCGAGACAUUCGACCAGUGCGGAAUUUCUCAGCCAGUGACACGUUCGUUUCGUUUUCGAUUCAAUUCGGUGGCCUGUUACGCGUUACGUCCGGCACCAGUCCACCGCGGAUCCUCCCCGUUCUCUUGUUCGAUGUGGUCGCUACGCCGACGGGACGACGAACCGAGCACAGGAGUAGGAAGCGAGUAAUCGCCGGAGAAUCUCCGUAGAUUGAGAUAUAGUGGGCCGUGGACAAGGACGGAGAACCAGCGAGAGGGAAGAAGACAGUGAACGAAGGAGUGCGCGAGGAAGAAAGAGAGGGACGGAUAGAGUGCGACAGAGGGCCAUUAGAUUCGAGGGGUACACGGGUACACGCAUACGGUCGAGAGUUACGCUGUGAACAGAUUCAACGAAUAUUUUCGAAGGCGCAAGAGAAGUGGGUGUUGCGUGAAUUAACAAGAAGAGGGUGCAAGGUUGAGCGACGGUGCUCGACUCGAAUAUUCCUGUAGUGGUUCAUCGAUUGCGUCUUCCUGGCUUUCCUGACGGUCGGGUCUAACUGAAAGCAAAGAGGAGCAAAACGUGGCGGAUUCGGUGACCCCUCGGCUGUGACCAGAGGCGCACAGAGAAUUAGGGCAAGGAAAUGCGUGAAUAUAAAAUAGUGGUGUUGGGCAGUGGAGGUGUAGGCAAGUCCGCCCUCACUGUCCAGUUCGUGCAAGGAAUCUUCGUGGAGAAGUACGAUCCGACGAUCGAGGACAGCUACCGCAAACAGGUCGAGGUCGACGGUCAACAAUGUAUGUUAGAAAUCCUAGACACAGCCGGAACGGAACAAUUCACAGCCAUGAGGGACCUUUACAUGAAAAACGGCCAGGGAUUCGUGUUAGUGUACUCGAUAACGGCGCAGUCGACGUUCAACGACCUGCAGGACCUCAGGGAGCAGAUCCUGCGGGUAAAGGACACAGAUGACGUGCCUAUGGUACUGGUGGGCAACAAGUGUGACUUGGAGGACGAGAGGGUAGUGGGCAAAGACCAGGGCGUCAACCUUGCCCGGCAAUUUAACUGCGCGUUCAUGGAGACCUCUGCCAAAGCCAAAAUUAAUGUUAACGAUAUCUUCUACGACCUGGUGCGACAAAUCAACAAAAAGUCACCAGAGAAGAAGAUGAAGCAGAAAAAGAAAUCGCUGUGCCUACUUCUGUAAGGUAAAUCUAGCAGAAGCCCGUACUCUCCUGCAUGAACAAAUAAUAAAAGAGGGAAAAGAAACUAUAACAAUCAAUCAACAAUAACCAGCAACAAAUCCGGACACAACCAGCGGAUGACACAGGGGUUCAGGCGAUCACGGAGCAAACUAACCUAGUUGACAAGGAGGGGGCUGACGGAAUCUCGAGUAAAUAGAGGGAAAAAAGGGCAACACAGUGGUGAAGAUAGUUAGAAGAACACCAAAAGAAGAUGGGAAACAAGAAGAGGAAUAGGUUAAACGAAGACAGAUGGUGACAAAUGAAAGACAGGAACGAGAGAGAGAGAGAGAGAGAGGGGGGGAGAGAGUGGAAAAGGUUAGAGCGAGUAAAAUAGAGAGAGAGAGAGAGAGAGAGAG